AGCAUGCCAUCGCUCAACUAUAUUAAUCUCGCCAUUGGUCUGGUCUUGGUGGGAAUGUCGCAGGAAACCCUUACAGUCGCAUGUGCAAGCAUCAAAAGGCGGCAAACGAUAGCAAAAAGAACCAGGGGUACAUCCUGUACAUCAUGAUGGUUUCAUCAUCCAUCUCUCCGGCCGCCAUCCUUUUGUACGGCUGGAGCGCAAAAUACCCCCUGCACUUGGUUGUCCAGAACCCCUGUGUCGUCAUCGGCGGAUUCGGAGGCAUUGGCCUUUUCUUGAGCAUCCAGGGCGUGAGUCUCCAUCUCGGCUGGUCGCAGCCUCCUCAAACUCUCCUAAUGACAGCCUUUUACCUCUCCUUCCUUGUCUUCGAAUUUCAGCUCUUAAUGUAAGACAUGCACAAAAGCUUCAAUCUCACAUGGGCAACUCGCUGUGGGAUUGGUGUCAGCUAUUGUCGGCACCCCCGCAUCUUUCAACCCCUACAAAUACGGACCAAAGUUGCGUGCAGGACCAAGCUAUGUGCGAAACAAUGGUCUACAACUCAU
Messenger RNA from Tilletiaria anomala UBC 951, 539 nucleotides. RefSeq lists its product as uncharacterized. Bases 81 to 386 code for a protein of 101 amino acids. The transcript has 2 exons. NCBI's taxonomy places the organism in Eukaryota, Fungi, Basidiomycota, Exobasidiomycetes, Georgefischeriales, Tilletiariaceae. The record is from RefSeq and is a predicted model, not a curated record.